This is a messenger RNA of Hyaloperonospora brassicae, 939 nucleotides long. The record is from the annotation of a GenBank genome assembly. Lineage: Eukaryota; Oomycota; Peronosporomycetes; Peronosporales; Peronosporaceae.
AUGGACACCAGUAGACGACCACGAAGCACUGCAGUCGUCGAUCCUUCUACCACGUUAAACAACAACGCUCAGACGUCGUCACGAGGGCCUCAAGUAGCACAUCCCAACCCCUUUGACCACUCACGCUCUGUCAUCGCGUACCCCACCGACACAAAUGUCACGCAGCAAUCCAUUGUAGUCGGAGCGUAUCACAUGACCCAUUGUGGGGCACCGCGUACGAGCCGUCAAAGCCAACGCCACGGCAUUGUCCGCGACUUGAUCGCGUCCAUCUGCUUAGCGCUCGGCAUUGACGAGCGAAAGCAGCAGAACCGCUUGGCACUGCCAACGUCCGAGUCGACAGCAGCCGACGCGGCCUCUUGUGGACGAGUCCACGCACUCGGCAAGAGCGUUUUGCCACCUGUAGGGCCCAAGGACGUCGGGAAGAAGUGCCUCGUGCUCGAUCUCGACGAGACACUGGUGCACUCGUCGUUCCGACCGACUGCUUACCCGCACACUGUUGUGCCGGUGGAAAUCGACGGCGCUUCCUACCUCGUGUACAUGUGCAUGCGACCAGGAGCACAAGAGUUUCUGGUCGAAAUGGCACAGUACUUUGAGAUUGUCGUGUACACGGCCAGCUUGAGCAAGUACGCAGACCCGCUGUUGGAUGCCCUGGACACCGAACGGGUUCUCCGCUACCGCCUCUAUCGCGAGCAUUGCGUGCAGCACAACGGCGCCUACGUGAAAGACUUGUCCGUGCUACAGCGCGACAUGUGCCAGACCAUUAUAGUCGACAACGCGCCACUGUCGUACACUUUCCACCCUCAGAACGCCAUCGGGUGCUCCAGCUUCAUCGACGACCCCAAGGACAGGGAGCUCAAGUCCAUUUCACGGUUCCUGACCACCGUCCGUAGCGUCAGCGAUGUGCGCGAGCACUUGCACAUGUGGGAUGCCACGUAUUGA